Gaeumannomyces tritici R3-111a-1 is the source of this 2384-nucleotide messenger RNA. RefSeq lists its product as hypothetical. Gene Ontology annotation, biological process: homologous chromosome segregation; meiotic sister chromatid segregation; attachment of mitotic spindle microtubules to kinetochore. Gene Ontology annotation, cellular component: mitotic spindle; chromosome, centromeric core domain; monopolin complex. The record is from RefSeq and is a predicted model, not a curated record. The transcript is spliced from 3 exons. Bases 252 to 2006 code for a protein of 584 amino acids. Gene Ontology annotation, molecular function: protein binding; microtubule site clamp. NCBI's taxonomy places the organism in Eukaryota, Fungi, Ascomycota, Sordariomycetes, Magnaporthales, Magnaporthaceae.
ACAGCAUCGACGGGGCUUGCUUCUUUUUCUGCCCAACGAGGGGGGCUGCAUUGAAUCGGUAGACGGGAAUAUUGUGACGCCGCACUUCGCGCUCACCUAGCCGCACCCAGGAACCCGAUUGCUGUCACCGGCGCUCCAGCAUACAGUCUCUCCAUCACAGAGAGCGGCCAGCUGUCCUUGGCAACGCCCUUGACAACGCGACGCGACGCGCAGCACCAACAUCGAAACCAAACGGACGGGAAACACGCCGAAUGUCCAAAGCCGCACACAAGCACAACCUGCUGGGUCUGGUGGACGAGGACUCCGAGGACGACCUGGUGGAACAGAGGAAGCCGACCGCCAACACGACCAGGAAACGGACCGCAAGCGGAGCACCCACGACCGCCUCGAUGCCGCCCGCCAAGAAAAGGGGAGGUGCCACGGCUGCCGCAACCGCAAAAGGCCGCGGCGGCACGGCGAACAAGGUCACGAAGCCCGCUGCCAAAACAGUCCCGGCCUCCCGGCGACGCGCUAGCGACCAAGUCGCCGCUGCGCUGGCGGAAGCCGAGGCCGAGGCCGAGGCGGCCGCAGAGGCCCCCGCGCCGCGCAACCCACCUGGCAGGAGAGGCGGGCGCGGAAGGGGAGGGGCGGCUGGGGCUAGAGGCAGGGUGAUCGCCUCAAUACAGCAGGACGACGGCCCAAGGGCGGUAGAGGACGAGGAGGCUGGCGAGGUCGAGGCGUCGGUGCUGUCGCCUCCUGAUAGCGACAAUCCCCAGACGACAGCCAGGCGCGCGCGCGGUCGGCCCAGAGCCGGCGCGGCCACGGCAUCCGGGGCAAAACGCCCAGCAACACGGGAUGCGUCGGAGCCGGUGGAGGAAGCCCCUGAGCCUGAGCCUGCCCCUGUCCCCCCGAGGAGAGGGCGGAAGCCAGCGGCAGGAAAGGCGAAGGCGGCGGCGGCGGCGGCGGCACCACCAGCAGCAGGAAGGGAAGAUGAGACGCUCGAGAUACCCGAAACGCAACAGGCCCCAGAGGAACCCAUGGACGUCGAUGUGACCGAGGACGAGGCCACGGGGCCGCUAAUAGGGGAUGAACUGACCGAGAUAUCGCCACUCCAGUCGCCGCCUGGUCCCGCGGUGCGCCACCCCAGCAUAUCGCCUACUAAGGUUAGGUCUACGAUGGAUUUGGACGAGAGCGACUCCUCUCUACGGCGUCGGCUGGGCGAGCUCACGAAGAAGCACGACGCGCUCGAGGCCAAGUACCGCGACCUGCGCGAGAUCGGGGUCAAGGAGGCCGAGAGGACGUUUGAGCGGCUCAAGAAACAAACCGAGGAGAGGGACAAAGCCGCAAACGACCUGAUCGCGAAGCUCAAGGAGGAGCUGGCGGCGCAAAAGGAGCUCGCCAAGGAGGGCCAGCGGCACAAGAAGGACCUCGAGGCCAAACAGGCCGAGGCGGCAUCCCUCACCUCCCAGGUGGCCGCGCUCGAGGGCGCCGUGGCCGAGGCCAAGAAGGAGGUCAAGACGCUGGCCGCCAAGCUCGCGUCGUCGCGCACCGUCGUCGACAGCGUCGCCGCCUCCAAGGUCCCGGGCAGCGCCCUCAAGCCCGGCCACCACCUCCACCUCGGCAGCGCCCUCAAGCCGGGCACGGCGGCCGCGCGCGCCGCCGCCGCCAGCGCCGAGGCCAUGCAGUCGGCGGCCCAGGUGGCCCAGAUGAAGGAGGACCUGUACGGCGACCUGACGGGCCUCAUUGUGCGCGGCGUCAAGCGGACCCCGGAAGAGGACGUGUUUGACUGCAUCCAGACGGGGAGGAAUGGGACCCUCCACUUCAAGCUCUCGAUAGGCAGCGACCUGUCGGCCGAGAGCUACGACCAGGUGCAGUUCAUGUACAUGCCCCAGCUGGACCCCAGCCGCGACAGGGCCCUGGUCGAGAUGCUGCCCGACUACUUGGUGGAGGAGAUCAGCUUCCCGCGGCCUCAUGCGGCCAAGUUCUACUCGCGGGUCAUGAGGUCGUUGACGGAACGCAUCGACUGAGGACCCGUGUGUUUCUUUUCCACUGUUCUUUUUUCUCCGCUUCUCUGUGCCACUUUUCUUUGCUCAAACUUGUCAAGGCCGGACUGGUAUUCUGGGUGUCUUGUAUUUCUGUGUUAUUGUAUGGGUGGCUUCCUCGCGCAUGAUAUUUUUUUACAUGAUACCUGGACGGAGCUGGGAGGCGUUUUGUCUUGGUUUUUUUUUUUGGCCACUAGAGAAAACAAGGCCCGCGAUCCCGCCUUUUGUUUUGCUACAUAGUGUUAAUAACUAGGGGCGGGGGCGGGCGGUCUCGAUGCUCGCAGUAGCCGCGCGUGUUGUUCAACAAAGCGAGCCAGCUUAUAUACAUCCCGUUUCCAAACCAUCUCCUUGCAUAGCAUACGA